AUGAGCUUUGUAGCUAUGUAUAAGCAAGCAUUAAGUAGAUCGGUAUUUGUAAAAUCAUAUUUAGGUUUUCGGCCGGCGCUAGCGCGUAGUUUCAAGUCCGAACGAGGCCCUGCUCCUCCACAGCUUCCCAGGGAAGAACAGGAGGAAUUCGAGCGCCUCCAGCGCAUAGCACAGUCACAAGAAGCCAUCGACGCGUACAAUAAAGAAAUAGAGGACGAUCACACCAAAGAAAGUGCGAAAUCUUCUUUUUUGAAAGCCGAUAUUGGUGGGUUUUCGCCAGAGUUUUCCAAAACCAUUCCUGAGUUCGAAGGUGAUGUCAACCCCAAGACCGGUGAACGCGGCGGACCCAAGCAGGAUCCGCUCAGAUACGGUGAUUAUUCUUUCAACGGCAGAGUGACAGAUUUCUGA
Lachancea meyersii CBS 8951 is the source of this 408-nucleotide messenger RNA. The record is from the annotation of a GenBank genome assembly. NCBI's taxonomy places the organism in Eukaryota, Fungi, Ascomycota, Saccharomycetes, Saccharomycetales, Saccharomycetaceae.